Molecule: messenger RNA, 7111 nt
Organism: Micropterus dolomieu (smallmouth bass)
Lineage: Eukaryota; Metazoa; Chordata; Actinopteri; Centrarchiformes; Centrarchidae
Gene: camsap1b
Product: calmodulin regulated spectrin-associated protein 1b
Exons: 18
Coding region: 407-5074 (1555 amino acids)
Biological process (GO): neuron projection development; cytoplasmic microtubule organization; negative regulation of microtubule depolymerization
Cellular component (GO): microtubule minus-end
Molecular function (GO): calmodulin binding; microtubule minus-end binding; spectrin binding
Source: RefSeq, a predicted model, not a curated record
CACGCCACCGGUUCUCGCUGCAAAGCCCGAGCCAGUAAUAUGUGUGUAUAUCCGUUAAGUAACAUGAGGAAUCUAGUACAAAUGUAGGUUUUUAAACAUACGAGUCGCUGUACGUCGUGUUUCUGCAUUGGAGUGCUCUCCCCUUUUCUGCCUGGCGUUUGUUUCAGCUGAAAGCCUUCCGCGGAGCGGUUGUCACACAGGCCGCGAAUCGGGUCUUGUUGCUGGGAGGAGACCAUUCAGACUCGCCUCCCUGCUAGCACUAUUAGCUGGCUAUGAUGCGUCGCUGCUGCUGGUGUAUUUUCCACUCAGCAGGCCAUUGUAAAGCGAGGCAGGUCCUUGGUUAACGUCAGUUGUUUACCGAGACGGAACUGAAGGGUGAUUUGGAGACACACCACACCUUUCAAGGAUGGAUGUUGAUUUGAGUGCUGGCGGGGACAGUACCAGGAGAAAAGUGGAUUUGACUGGGGUUGCUGAAGGCACAAUGGACGUUGUACCAUUGGAGAUGUAUGACUCGGCCAGAGCAAAGAUAGCUGCCAACCUGCGGUGGCUGUUUGCCAAAGCCUAUGGUAUUGACCAUAUUCCAGAAGACUUAAGGGACCCAUUCUACACAGACCAGUAUGACCAGGAGCACAUCAAGCCGCCUGUCAUCCGCCUGCUGCUGUCCUGCGAGCUCUACUGCCGUGUCUGCGCCCUCAUCCUCAAGACGGAGCAAGCAGCGUCUCUUCAGUCCCACCUGUCCGUCAUCCAGUCUCUGUCCAGGAAGGGGAUAUAUGUUGUGGAAAGUGACGAUACCCCCGUCACAGAUGAAGACCUGGCCUGUAUGCCCAUCAAAAUGAGUGCUCACAUACCCAUGAUCGAUGCCCUGAUGAUGGCUUACACAGUGGAGAUGAUCAGCAUCGAGAAAGUGGUGGCCUCUGUCAAGCGCUUCUCUACCUUCAGUGCCUCCAAGGAGCUUCCCUUUGACUUGGAGGACGCUAUGGUCUUCUGGAUCAACAAGGUGAACAUGAAGAUGAGGGAGAUUACAGAGAGGGAGCACAAAGUCAAGCACCACCCCCUGGAGUCCCCGAGCCACCAAAAGGUACGGUAUCGUCGGGAGCACUCUUCAGGCCGACAGCUGCCCUUCUUCCCACUGCUGGAAGACCUGAUGAGGGAUGUUUGUGACGGAGCUGCACUGCUCACCGUGGUCCACUGCUACUGCCCAGACCUCAUGAAGCUGGAAGAUAUUUGCCUGAAGGAAGUACCAUCCAUUGCUGAUAGCCUGUACAACAUUCAGCUACUCAGAGAGUUUGCCAACGAGUAUCUGAAUAAAAGUUUCUAUCUGACGACGGAGGACAUGCUCUACUCGCCUCUCGUGCUCAAGCACAAUGUGAUGGUGUUUAUUGCUGAACUCUUCUGGUGGUUCGAGACCGUCAAGCCAGAGUUUGUCCAGCCUAGAGAUCUCCAGGAGUUCAAAGACGCUCGAGCCAUAGCUCAGCCCAAGAGUGCCCGCCCGUCAGUGCCUAUCUCUAACGCCACCAAGCGCAGCUUCCUGGCCAGCCCUGGUGUGGCCGAUAACCAGAGCAGCCCAGAAGUCUGUAACAGGUACUUCCUGCACCCUGAAGACACAGAUCCCCUUAAAGGGGGUCCAACCUUCAGUCCUUCGCACCCACUCCUGCCCCUCCGACAGAGGCAACAAAAGCAGCAAGGAGAAGAUGGUGCAAGUCUCAGAAACCGCUCCAACUCCCUGACUCAGAUGGAUGGACAACCCCGAGGCUCUGUUGUUGCAUGGCCCGACAAGAGGCAGAGACCACUGUCCACACUGGGUCCCUACAUGUUUCAUUCAGCCACAGACAGUGAUGCAGAUGUUGCUUCUGGCGACAGUGUGAGUCUGGCUCGUUCCAUAAGCAAGGACAGCCUGGCGUCAAACGUUGUCAACGUGACACCCAAACACCAGACUUCUGUCCUCCAGCCUUCACAGGCUGCGAUGCGCAGAGUCAACGGCCAUGGUCUCCUGGGCAAUGUCAACAUUAAGGAUGAGGAAGAAACUAUGGUGGCAGUUGCCAGGACUGAUGGUCCCGUCAUCCCCAAACGGGUUGACGGGACGCAAGCAGCUGCCACGGUGGGACCCAAACCUUCCACUGAGUCCAAACCUGCACCAGAUAGCUUUUACCUAGAACCACUGAUGCCUGCCGUGCUCAAAACGGCUAAAGAGAAGUCUGUAUGCCUAAACAAGGAGGAGGAGAGCGGUGAGGGGCCGCACUCUUUGGGAAGGGGCUCUCUACGCCAAGGAGAUGGAUCUACAUCGGCCGUUCGUAGAAAAGCUCCCUGCAGCCUGAACCAAACAUUUUCUUCACCGUGUGAGGAGGCACACUUGUCCGAGGAGCCUUCAGAAGGUCAGGCAGGUUUCAGGCCCAUUGUUACCAGCAGUGUGGACCCCUCAUCCAGAGAGCCUGCUGGGGGUUUCUACCUGCAUACAGAUUCUGAGGAACCAAAGUCUGGCCAGGCCCUGGACACUGAGCUGGAAGACAUGGAUGAGGAAGAGAUAGAGGAUCUGGAUGAAGCUGUUACCAUUAAAAACCCCAGCUGGCCCAGGAACACCUUUAACGAUGAAGAAGAAGAAUCAGCCAAACUCCAAGAGGACAUGAAUGUGAAAGAGCACGAGGACAAAGACAUAAACGGUGGCAGUGGCCACUCCAGCCCCUGUCUCAGCGCUCACUCCCAGGCCAGCAGCAUGGCCAGUGGCAGUGUGCGCAUGACCUCCUUUGCUGAGCGCAAAGCCCAGCAACAGCGCUUUGGCAGCAACCACGACCUACGCUCCAGUGCCUCCAGCUCCCAAAGGACCACUCCAGAUGGAUCGGAGAGCAGUGGGCCCCUGCCUUCCUCCUGGAGGCUUAAAAGAGACCAGAGCCCCUCUUCACCAUUGGGAGGAUGCUCUCGUACAGGGGAUGGUAGUGGUGGUGGUGCUAAUGUACUGGCUUCUGAACUUGUCCAGCUCCGUAUGCAGUUGGAGGAGAAGCGACGUGCCAUUGAGCACCAGAAGAAGAAGAUGGAAGUGCUGUCUGCGAGGCAGAGGCAGAAGCUGGGAAAGGCAGCCUUUCUCCACAUCGUAAAGAAAGGUGGAGGCAAGAGUGACACAUUACCAAACCCACUUAAAGCUGACAUCUGUAAAGAUGAGCUCAGUGGGGAGAAAGAACCAUCAAGUAAAGAUGAUAUGUGUGUUGAAGCCUUGAGGGGGGGCAAAGAUGGGCAGGGAACCGCCCCACCAGGUGCCUUAGAAGCAGAGAAGAAAGGGACCAGUGGAAGCUUCUAUCUAGAAGAAGAGUUGGACCUGAAUGAGUGCAGCCGCUCCAUCGAGCUGUUGAACGACGCCAUCGGCAGCAUCCAGCAACAGAUGAUGCAGCUGUCACUGCAGCAGGAGAUGUUGAUGAAACAGAAUGUACAGUCCCCCUCUAGUGCUACACCUCCUCCUCUCACCAGCGACAAAAACGGUGACUCUAAGUCGGGGGCAAGUUUCCACUUUGUGGAGCACCACUCCGGCACUAGCACUGCCCCCACCAGGAAACCCCCCAAGCUGAGCUCCGGUCGGGGCUCCAAGUCAAAACCAUCAGAGCUAAAGAUAGCCAAGGAACAGAGCCGGCAGGCAUCAAGGACCAUCACCCCCACCCAGAGUGGGUCAGAGACAUUGUCACACCCAAGGCAGUUCGCUGGGGGCAGGUCCCCCAGGGCCGACUUCCCCGACAGCCCCAAAAACCCCACAGCAGGAGAGACAAUCGACAGGCCGGGCUCUGGCCACAUUCGGAGCGCCAACUUCCGCCUUCACGACGAGGCAAACAUGCGUCUGCCGACUAGAGUGGACCUGACGGCACUGGGUGCCCCAGAAGUGUCCUUUGACGAGUGCCUGUCCAGCACCAUGAGAGAGUCUGAGCUUAAUUCUUCAGACGGUUCAGGGAAAGAAAAUAUCCCAUCAGAGGAGAUGCAGCGCAACAAAACCCAUCUAAUUGAGGUUGAUCUGUCAGUGCUGAAAGCUCCUGAGGAAGAGGAUACUGCUGUGGACAGAACGACAGAAGGAGAUGAUGGGGAGCAGAAGUCAGUCAUGGGCUUCUUCUUCAAGGAUGAGCAGAAGGCAGAGGACGAGCUUGCUAAGAAGAGAGCAGCGUUCUUGCUGAAGCAGCAGAAGAAAGCUGAGGAGGCUCGACUCCGUAAACAACAACUAGAGGCAGAAUCUGAGCUCAAACGAGACGAAGCCAGGCGGAAGGCUGAGGAGGACCGCUUGCGUAAAGAGGAGGAGAAAACACGGCGGGAGCUGAUAAAGCAGGAAUAUCUGCGCAGGAAGCAGCAGGAGAUGUUAGAGGAGCAAGGCCUAGUCAAGCCCAAAACCCCCAAACCGAAACAGAAACAUAGACCCAAGACUGUCUUCAGAGAGGAAUCCUCCAGUGAUAAUUUCUCCAAGGGCUCUUCCACACCUGACAACCUGAGCAAUGCCCAGUCAGGCUCCAGUCUGUCCCUGGCCUCUGCUGCGACUAAUGAGGCCGACAGCGUCAACUCUGGAGGGGCUGGCUCCCAGCGCUGUGACUCUGUGGAGUCUUUUCCAGGCAGUCGUAACACCAGUCGAACUGCAGAAAGAGACUGGGACAAUGGCUCCACAGCAUCUUCUAUCACUUCUAUGGCUGAAUAUACCGGUCCCAAACUAUUCAAGGAGCCAAGCGCCAAGUCAAAUAAGCCAAUCAUCCACAACGCAAUCUCCCACUGCUGCCUGGCUGGCAAAGUCAACGAGCCUCAGAAGAACCAGAUCCUAGAGGAGUUGGACAAGUGUGAAUCCAACCAUCUGAUGAUCUUGUUUCGUGACGGGGGCUGCCAGUUCCGGGCGCUCUACUCGUACUUCCCCGACACCGAAGAGAUACAAAAGCUGACGGGCACAGGACCCAAGAGCAUCAGCAAGAAGAUGAUUGACAAGCUGUACAAGUACAGCUCAGACCGAAAGCAGUUCACCGUCAUCCCUGCCAAGACUGUGUCAGUCAGUGUGGACGCCCUGACUAUCCACAACCACCUGUGGCAGGCCAAAAGAGGUGCUGUGCCAAAGAAAAGCGGGAAAUAGCAGGCCGGAUUUUAAACCCUCUUUUAUCCAAAUCAUCUUAUCCCCAUCUUGCUUGUUUCCUGAAUAGACUGCAUCGACACAGCCAAGCUCACCGCCAUGCUCCGUGUGGAAACCUGCUCGGGAGAGGCUGCAUUUAGCGAUAUGUGGUCACCUGCAGGUGGACCAAGGCAGAAACAAGGGAAGGGGGGGGGGUGUGUGUGUGUGUGUGUGUGUGUGUGUGUGUGUACGUCACAGGUGGUCUGAGGGACUGGUGCUUGCAACAAAAAGAUGAAUGCCGGCUAAAUUUGUGUCUUCUUCCUAUGAUCUCAGUGCAAUCUGUUCAGGUUUCAUUUGGUUCGGCUCCGUUUUUCUAUGACAACCACGACUCGAGCAUGUGGCAUUUUGUUUCUCUGUCUCUCUCAUAUGUGGUUUAUGUCCAUUUUUUACAUGAAGUAUUUAUUUGUUCAGCACUGUCAUGGUGGAGAGCUCAGCUGCAGCACUAAAAUCCUUCCUUCUCUCCAGAAAUGCCUUUCCUUUGGAUGAAUUCGGACUAAAGGAGAGGACAUUGAGGGAAUUUCUGUCGCUCUUUUCAGAUAAUCCGGUGCAAGGGACCUUUGUACAACUCUUUUAGGGACUGUCGGACUGCUCUGCUGUCCCAACAAAACCAACAAUCUCUUCCUGCGUGGACUGUCAAAUCUGUUGAAUCAGGUUGGCAUUGCCGAGUUUGCCUCACAAGGGAUCUCCAAAAACCUGCUGCUCUGAACUGUCUUCUUUUUGUCACGGGGGAGCUCCUCAAGUCUCCUUCAGACAUCCGUUGGCCUUUUCACGCAUCGUGGUACUAUCGUCUAUUUAUCCAACCGCUUUUUAAACGCUGAUCGUGUAGCACUGGAUAUGUGUAUAUCAAAAAAUAAAUAAAAAGUUGACUGUCAUUUUAAAUACUUUAAUUUGUCGAAACAUCCUCUUUCUUGAGGGUGUCAGAAGAAUGAUGGGUUUUGGUACAGAAAUGAUGCUUUUUUUGUUUUAGCGAUUUUUUUUUUUAAAUUUAUUUUUAAUUACUAAAGCAAUGUGUUUUAGAGUUUGAGCUGAUGUUAUGUGUUUUCAUCAUAACAAGAAUUCUCUGAUGUUUAGAGCUUAGUUGUGUUUUCUCUCUCCACUGGGCACUCUUGAAUUGUCCUGUAUAAAGGUGCACUCAUGGACACUUGUCGACGGCUUCUUUCAUGCAAUGUUACUCCCUCUCCUCCCCACCCUGAGUGUUUUUUUUCGACCUGUCCCGUCUUUAACCACGAGCGGCGUGAACACUCUUGUUGUGUAGAGUGUUUCCGUGCUGCUCUGUAACCGGUUUUGAAUGACAGUAUUUGAUAUAUUCACAAAGGGGUUUCUGUGUGUGUGUGUGUGUGUGUGUGUGUGUGGGUGUGGGUGUGUGGGUGGGGGACUGUGGUUCAGUUAUGUACCAACAUUAAAGAACAUUCCUCCAAGGUGUUGACAAACACUGCCACGUCAUCUCUCUCUUCUCUCUGUUGCUCUCUGUUUUCAAAAAUCAUCAAAAGUGCUUUUUUAGAAACCGUUUGUUGGCCUCGAGAACAACCAGAAGUGUUGCACGAGCACUUUACUUUCUGUUUGUUGGGGAAUUUUACCAUUUUGUUUAUUUUUUCUGACAGGGCAUAACAACUAAGAACAAAUUAGUAACACUGCUGUUGUUCGAGAAAAUUGUGUACACUAAACUAAACACUAAGAUUUAAUACUGACAUGUAAAGAUGAUGGGCCUCCUCUGACAUGAUACUACUGCUGUCUCCAAAAACGACAAAAUACUUGAUUUCUCAUUUGCUGCAUUUUGAUUUGUUUGGGGGGGGGAGGUGGCAAAUCUUUAAUUGUAAGUGAGUGUUUUUAUGUUAACUAAAAGAUUGUAUUGACAUUUGGUCACAAUUUUUGUUACACUAGUGUACUUUUCAUUCUUGUUGAUUUUAUCUUUGAUCCCAUGCCAUCUAUUUAUUUUAGAAAUGGAAGCACUGAAGCGGAAUAAAAUUUUCAAGUGAAUAAAAAUCACAUUUUUCAUUUUUA